Molecule: messenger RNA, 1062 nt
Organism: Aspergillus terreus NIH2624
Lineage: Eukaryota; Fungi; Ascomycota; Eurotiomycetes; Eurotiales; Aspergillaceae
Exons: 2
Coding region: 1-1062 (353 amino acids)
Source: RefSeq, a predicted model, not a curated record
AUGGACACUCCUGGGUUUGACCCAGCCCAUGGCGAAGCAAUCUUCCGAGAGAUCGUACGGGGAAUACAAACCAUACUCUCUAUUUCCCGGAUUGCCGGCUUCCUGUACUUCACAUGCAUCAACCAACCGCGCCUUGACUCCUUUGAUCAUCAAGUUUUUCGGCUAUCUCGUGCUCUGGCCGGCGAUGACUAUCUUCCAUGCAUGACUUUCAUUACUACGUUCUGGACGACCGACCAGCCUUCCCAACAGGCCAAUUUCAAUAGCCAGCUAGAGCGUCUCAAACAUACCUGGAGACAGGCGUUUGGUGUCCAGGAGCUGCACUGUUAUCAACACGGCCGAGGUUACAACGCAGCAUGGGAGCCGACCGACGCCUUCAUCAACUGGUUUGACGUCCCUGGUCGGAACCAGAUUGCACAGCAUGCCAAAGAGAUGAUUGCGAGGCGCUAUUGUGGCCCAGGUGCAUCGGCCGCAGAAGCAAGAACCCCAAAGAUCGUCCAGGAGCUCACACGCGGCAUCCCUAUCCAUGAAACAGAUGCUGGACGGAGUUUGGAGCUGCGACUAGCCCCUUCUGACACGAGGCCAAUGCCUGCCUCUAUUGAACAGCACCGAGAAGGCCCCCACCAGCAGAGCUCGAGCGCGACCUCGGACGCGAAUGCAGGGCCAUCUCGCGAAGAGGGACAUCAUACUGGCUCCCAAGAUAUACCACGAACUCGGCAAGACGCGCCGGGAAUUCCUCAAGCGCCCGAAAAUCCUUGGUAUUCGAAAGCACUUGAAUUCUUGUCUCCAUUGGUUCCAAACAACGUAAACUUCAGCUUCAAUGUUAGCGGUCCAGUGGGAGGUAUGGGGGGUCCAAGAGGAGUCAUGACAUCUCCUAUGGGGCCUAGGUCUCAAGAAAUGUCUUUUGACCGGUUGUCCUCCGUGGAUAUGCUGAAAGCCAACGGCUUUGAUUCUAGCCGAGAAGGCAGAUUGCGAUAUGCUGCUGAACGCGGAAUCGGAGGCCAGCCGUUCUCCGCGGAAUGGGGCGAAGCGAUUCGCCAGGAUGUUCUUCGACGCAACAGGUGA